Gasterosteus aculeatus aculeatus (three-spined stickleback) is the source of this 7303-nucleotide messenger RNA. The record is from RefSeq and is a predicted model, not a curated record. Lineage: Eukaryota; Metazoa; Chordata; Actinopteri; Perciformes; Gasterosteidae.
AUGGAACUGGGCCUGGAGGAGCUGGACAGGGGGCUCGAGGCACAGCCAGAGGAAGAUUUCUGCUCUUCGUGGAUCAGUGGUCCGAGUGUAGAAAUUGGCCUUGGGGCGGGGGGUUUUGGUGGAGGAGUGCUUGGGGCAGGAGACAUCGGGCCUGGUAGAGGUCAGGGAGCGGGAGCAGGCCACAUACCUGGAGGUGGCUAUGGAGGCUACGGAGGUGGUUAUGGUCCAGGUGGUGGUCAAUAUCCAGGAACUGAUCGCAAACCUCCUAAAACGGGAGCAGGUUUUGGACCCGGAGGUGCAGGUUUUGGACCUGGUGGUGCCGGAUUUGGGCCUGGCGGAGCGGGGAAUGGGCCUGGUGGUGCUGGAUUUGGGCCUGGCGGUGCAGGAGUUGGACCUGGAGGUGCAGGAGUUGGGCCUGGAGGUGCUGGUUUUGGGCCUGGCGGUGCAGGUUUUGGGCCUGGCGGUGCAGGAGUUGGGCCUGGAGGUGCAAGAGUUGGGCCUGGCGGUGCAGGAGUUGGGCCUGGCGGUGCAGGAGUUGGGCCUGGAGGUGCCGGUUUUGGGCCUGGAGGUGCUGGUUUUGGGCCUGGCGGGGCAGGAAUUGGGCCUGGAGGUGCCAGUUUUGGUCCUGGGGGUGCUGGUUUUGGGCCUGGCGGUGCAGGAGUUGGGCCUGGAGGUGCCGGUUUUGGGCCUGGAGGUGCUGGUUUUGGGCCUGGCGGUGCCGGAGUUGGGCCUGGAGGAGUUCCAAUGCUGCCCCAGUCUGGCACAGGUGAGGUAGGACCCGGAGGAAAUAGCGGUGGUAAAGCUUCAAAACAAGUUCCAGGAGUCGGUGUGCCUGGACUCUAUCAGGGUGGAUAUGUUCCAGGCCAAGGUUUUGGAGGUCGUGGUGUUCUCCCUGGAGUGGCAACAGGAUCUGGACUUGGGCCUCAGACUGGGGCCGGGGUACUCGGCCAGGGGGGUGCUGGACAAGGAGGAGCAGGCAAUGGUCAUGGACAGCAGUUGCCUGGAGUUUUUCGUGGUUACCCUCUCAUAUCACCAAAGACAGGAGCGGGCAAAUCAAAGAAUCCAGCCAAAAUCGCAGCGAAAUAUGGUGGAGCUGGAGCUGGAGGAGGGCCUUUAGGGGUUGGGGAAUGGAAGACUCCCAGUGGGAACAGCAGGAGCACACCUGGAUUUGGAGUUGGAACCGGAGGUGGACCUGGAUUUGGAGGUGGAGUCGGAACCGGAGGUGGACCUGGAUUUGGUGGUGGUGUUGGAACCGGAGGUGGACCUGGAUUUGGAGGUGGAGUCGGAACCGGAGGUGGACCUGGAUUUGGUGGUGGUGUUGGAACCGGAGGUGGACCUGGAUUUGGAGGCAUUGGAACAGGAGGACCAGGUGGAGGAGCUGGAGUUGGUCUUGGCACAGGAGGAGGGACUGGUGGGCUGGGGGGAAGCUAUGGUUUUGGUCCUGGCGGUGCAGGCACUGGUACGGCUGGAGGACUUGGAGGUGGAGGACCGGGAGGAGGAGUUGGACCUGGCUCCGGGGUUGGUUUCGGUUCUGGUGGGGCUGGCACUGGCCCUGGCGGAGUGGGUUUUGGCCAGGGUGGAACCGGGUACGGUCCAGGUGGAACCAGAACUGGAUUGGCUGGAGUAGGAACAGGACCUGGAGGGUACGAUGCUGAUGCCAAAGCUCGUAAAUAUGGCAUGUUAAGUGGAGCACUUGGAGGACUGGGAACAGGUCCUGGAGCAGUCAGGCCUGGUGGUGCUGGUACUGGAUAUGGGCCCAGUGGAGUUGGACCGGGUGGUGUUGGUACUGGCUAUGGACCUGGUGGAGUUGGACCGGGUGGUGCUGGUACUGGCUAUGGACCAAGUGCAGGUGUUGGGCCUGGUGGUGCUGGUACAGGCUAUGGGCCAGGUGGUACUGGCACAGGCUAUGGACCAAGUGGUACUGGCACAGGUUAUGGACCAGGUGGUGGAGUUGGACCUGGUGGUGCUGGUACAGGCUAUAGACCAGGUGGAGGAGUUGGACCUGGCAGUACUGGUACAGGCUAUGGACCAGGUAGUACUGGCACAGGCUAUGGGCCAGGUGGUGGAGUUGGACCUAGUGGUGCUGGUACAGGCUAUACACCAGGUGGAGGAGUUGGAUCUGGUAGUACUGGUACCGGCUAUGGACCAGGUGGUACUGGCACAGGCUAUGGGCCAGGUGGUGGAGUUGGACCUGGUGGUGCUGGUACAGGCUAUAGACCGGGUGGAGGAGUUGGACCUGGUAGUACUGGUACAGGCUAUGGACCAGGUGAUGGAGUUGGACCUGGUGGUGCUGGUACUGGCUUUGGACCUGGGGGUGCUGGCACCGGCUACGGACCCGGUGGGGCUGGUACAGGCUAUGGACAAGGUGGGGUGGGACCUGGCGGUGCCGGCUUUGUACCUGAAGGUUAUGCUGGUGCCAAAGCUCGUAAAUAUGGUCUGCCCGGAGGUGGCCUUGGUGCAGGAGGUCUUGGUGUUGGAGCAGGGCCUGGUUCUGGGCUCGGAUUAGGAGGACGUGUCCCAGGACAAGGUGUUGGACUAACAACUGGUGGUGGACCUGGAGCAGGACUGGGGAUCGGCAUGAUACCUGGUUAUGGUGUUGGAACAGGAGGUGGACCAGGUGGCUUUGGACCAGGCACUGCAGGAGGGCUUCCAGGUGGAGGAACAGGAAGAACCGGGUAUGGACCUCAUGGAUAUGGGCCUGGAGUUGGACCUAGGCCCGGAACAGGGUACGGACCAGGUGGAGGCUACGGUGCAGGACCAGGAGCGGGAUAUGGAACAGGCUAUGGAGCUGGAACAAAACCUGCUAAAUACGGUCAAGAUGGAAUUGGGACUGGUGGGGUUCUUGGAGGUGCAGCAGGACGAGGUGGCUACGGCACACCAGCAUCCAAAGCUGCUAAGUACGGGCAACCGGGUGGAGUAGUGCCUGGGGCAGGAACAGGGACCGGCACUACAGGAUCCGCCACAGGGACCGGGACUACAGGAUCCGCCACAGGGACCGGGACUACAGGAUCCGGCACAGGGACCGGCACCACAGGAUCCGGCACAGGGACUGGGACUACAGGAUCUGGCACAGGGACUGGGACUGCAGGAUCUGGCACUACAGGAUCCGGCACAGGGACCGGCAUUGGUGGUUCAGUAAAUAGUUCAAGCCCCAGCAGCGGGGCAGGAAGAACAGCUGGACCGAGUGGAGCAGGACUUGGGGCCAGUGGAGGCACACAAGCUCCAGCAUCAGAAGGAGAUGGUGGGGCUAGCAGUGUGACAGAGGGGUCUGGAAGUUCUGGAGGAGAAGGCGGUACCGGUGUAGCUGGCAGACCAGUGGGUGGAGGAGAUGAUGGAGAUCGCUUGGGUGGGACAGGAAUCCCCAUCCUUGGAGCAAAGCCAGAUUCUGAUGGUGAUCUUUUAGAUGUGAAACUUCCUGGAGUCCGACCUCUCAAGCCCCCAGGCGUCCCCCGAGGGGACACGCCAGGUGAAGGAGAUGGAGAAGGAGGUCCUGAUGGAGAGAGAGGUGGUACAGGAGGCACGGAGGGAGGACCGGGAGGAGCCCGAGGGAGUCCUACCAGUGCAGGAGCAGCAGGAGGCAUUUCAGGUGGUGUAGCUGGCACUGGAGUCGGACCACAGGGAGCAGCUGGAAGUGUUGGAGGAACACCCAAACCACCCACAGCACACAGUCCUGAUGGGACUGUGGGAGGUGGCAUAGGGGGUGGACCUGGUGGAGUAGGUGGGGUGGCAGGAGGAGGUUCUGGAGGAGCGGGCUUGGUACCUGGGCCUGGUGGAGUAGGAACAGGAGCCCUUAAACCUGAAAAAAGUUAUGCUGCUGGUGGAGUUUUACCAGGUGGAGGCAUACGCUAUCCCACUGGAGCAGGAGCAGGAGUUGGAGCGGGAAAAUCAGGCAAAGUAUAUCGGACUCUUGGAGCGGGAGGCCGGGGAGGAGUUGGGCCUGGUGGUUAUGGUACUGGUCCAGGAGGCUAUGGUACUGGUCCUGGAGGCUAUGGUACUGGUCCAGGAGGCUAUGGUACCGGUCCAGGAGGCUAUGGCGCAGUACCAGGAGGUUAUGGUGCAGGGCCUGGUGGAUAUGGAGUUGGACGUGGAGGCUAUGGAGGCUCGACUGGAAACGGAGGCAUUGGUGCUGGUCCUGGGGGAGCUGGAACGAUUGGAACUGGCACUGGAGGUGUCGGGGGAGGAGGAGGCCCCGGUGGAGUAGGUGCUGGACUGGGGGGAUAUGGUGGUGGUGUGGCUCCUGGUGACUCAAGAUAUGGACUGGGCACCUGCACUGGCAAAGCACCCAAACGUUAUGGGACAGCAGCUGGCAGAGCCGGUGGUACUGGCGGCUAUGGGACCAGACCAGGUGGAGUGGUUCCUGCAGGGGCUGGUGGUUAUGGACCUGGAGGCUAUGGGCCAAGCACUGCCGGGACAGGACUGGGUGGCGUAGGGAUCAGGUCAGGUGGUUUUGGACCAGGUGGUGUUGGCACAGGAUUAGGCAGCCAUGGACCUGGUGGAGCAGGGCUCAUUCCUGGCGUUUUUUCUGCUGGAGGUCAAGGACUUGACACAAGAAAGCCUCCCAAAUCAGGCUAUGGAUCAUCAUCCCUGGGUGCAGCAGGCUAUGGGCAAGGGGCAGGAAUUGGACCCGGUGGAACAGGCACUGGACCCGGCCAAUACGGGCAGGCUGGAUUUGGGCUUGGGAGCGGUGGACCAGGAGGUUUUGGUCCAGGCGGUGCCGGGACAGGAGGCUUCGGACCAGGUGGUACUGGGACAGGAACUGGAGGUUUUGGACCAGGUGGUGCUGGAACAGGAGGCUUCGGUCCAGGCGGUGCCGGGACAGGAGGCUUCGGACCAGGUGGUGCCGGGACAGGAGCUGGAGGUUUUGGACCAGGCGGUGCCGGUACAGGAGGCUUCGGUCCAGGUGGUGCCGGGACAGGAGGCUUCAGACCAGAUGGUGCCGGGACAGGAGCUGGAGGUUUUGGACCUGGCGGUGCUGGGACAGGCGGCUUUGGACCAGGUGGUGCUGGGUCAGGAGGCUUUAGACCAGGUGGUGCCGGGACAGGAACGGGAGGUUUUGGACCAGGUGGUGCCGGAUCAGGAGGCUUCGGUCCAGGCGGUGCCGGGACAGGAGCUGGAGGUUUUGGACCAGGCGGUGCCGGGACAGGAGGCUUUGGACCAGGCGGUGCCGGGACAGGAACGGGAGGUUUUGGACCAGGCGGUGCCGGGACAGGAGGCUUCGGUCCAGGCGGUGGCGGGACAGGAGGCUUCAGACCAGGCGGUGCCGGGACAGGAGAGGGUUUUGGACAAGGGGGCCAAGGUUUAGGAAAUCGAAAACCUUCUAAAUCUGGUUAUGGUGGAGCUGGGUAUGGAUCAGCAGGAGGAUUAGGAGGAGGUACAGGAAGUGGUCCUGGUGGAGUUGGACCUGGUGGCUACGGCCCAGCAGGGUAUAGUCCAACUGGAACUGGAACAUUCCCUUUUGGUUAUCGACCUGGAGGUACCGCAACUGGUGGCUUUGGCCCAGGAAGUGCUGGAACUGGGCCGGGGGGCUUUAGACCAGGAGGUGUUGGUGGUUAUGGACCUGGUAGCCAGGCACUAGGAAAUAGGAAGCCUCCUAAAUCCGGUUACGGCUCUUCGUUGGGCGGAACUGGCUAUGGUGCAGGUCCAUCGGGUGCUGGAGUAGGAGGACUUCCUGCAGCAGGAGGAGCAGGGGGUGCAGGGGGUCCUGCAGGAACCGGUCAGGGAUUAGGAGGGGGUGCGGGCAGUUUACCAGGAGGUGGUAGACCAGGCUAUGGUGGAGUGGCUGGUGGAAACUAUCCAGGAUAUACGGGGGCAGGACAAAAAUCUAAGGCACAGAAGGCAGCCAAAUAUGCAGCCAUGCAGGCGUUCCUGGGUUCUGGGGGCUACAGAGGCGCUGGCUGUCAGGGUAGAUACUGUGGCCAAAGGAGGAAGUGAGAGACCAACGGACGGGAAGUGACCUCAUGGAAACAACAUUGGUGCUACUGCAUGAUCCCAUAUUGUAGAUGUAGAUCCGUCAUAGAAGCUACGGCUUCAACACAUUUCCCAUGUUAAACCUUUCAUUGGCUUAGAUGUUAUACAAGGAUAUGGAAAUGGUUGGUGUUGUGGUUCCUUAAAAGAAAAUGGCAAUUCCAUUGUUGCAAUCUUCUGCUUUAGCAAUUUAAAUCUCUGGUAAAGUAUUUUAAAUGGUCACCAUUUCACAAUACAAAAAGCACAAGUCUGACCUUGUUUCCCCCCCCCCAUUAAUUACCCUGUGUCUGCCUGUGGAUCCCGACUGCCAGGCUGGGCAUAACUGAAAUAAAGGACUAAGACUUCUGAGGCCAAGCAGUCCUUUGAUACAGUUUUGGUUUAUGUUUCUUGAACAUCAUCGUUGUUUCUUUGCAAAUAUGGGACAUAGAUCCUCAUAGGGGAAUGCUGAUACCAAGAACACCCUCCGGGCAGCUCCUUCAGACCUGUCUGCAUGCUGACACAAUGUUUACGAACCUUAACCCGCUUACACUUGGUUUGUCUUAAUAAUUGACUGUUUUUUAGCUUUUACUUCAAAGUCCAAACACUUGGAUAAUCGGUGUGGGCCGAAGAAACAAACGGCUGCUAUUUUGGGGGAACCGUGAAGUUGGUGUUUUGAGUCAUUAUCUGACCCCGAAAAGCAGUCUGUGUUGUUUUCAGGCCUCAGCAAUAUCUCUAUUUCAUGGCUACAGAACAUCAGUUGGUAGGAGUGUAAACCUUUUGUUUACAUGGAUACAUUUUAUUAUUAAAAGGAUGUAUUUGUUAUGUGGCUUUGAUUUGGCUUUCACAUUUGCUGUUGUGGUAAGAAUUCAAAACUAAAUGUGAGGUAACAUGAUUAGAAGUCAUUGAAAUGCCACCUGAAGAACGUUGACUGCUGUUUUUUUUUUUUUACUUCAACAAUGUUGGGACAUUUUUCACGUUUGCUAGUAUUUUUAAAUUAUGCUGACAAAAAGAAGAAAAAGCUGAGUUCUUUAUCUAUUUAAUCUCAUUUUACAAAUCAAGUGCAUUAAUACAAUAUCAAAUAUUUUAGCUACUUUGUGUGUGUUUGUUUUAACAGUUUUUAAAACUUGUUUACUAUUAUGACUAAUAUAAUUGCUUUGUUUUCUACGUUGUGCUAAGGAGCAUUGUAGUCCGUGAUGUCUGGAUAAAAAGUGUUAUUGACGCUGCUCUUAGAUUUGAGCUUUUGAGUCUCUAUCAUGUCAUUCAACAACUGUUUUCAACAUCUGUGUUUCUAUCAAGAAAAGGCUGCACUAUUAUAAACUUUUGGACGAUGCCCUCUGAAAUAAAGAGAUUACCAACUAUA